UUCUGUAUAUAUAACCUAACAUUUUUGUUUACGACAAUAAACGUUUAGGAGGUUGUUUUUAAAGAUGAGCACCACGGAAGAUAUAACGAUGCAAACUGAAGAAUUCGAUUCUGACAGCUCCAGCGAUGACGACAGCGAUUUGGAUGAUGCCGAAAGAAAGGAAGCAGAAACCAGAGCUGAAGCUCUGGAAGAAAGUAUUUCGGCAAAUAAAAUGGACUAUGAUGCUCAUGUGGAAUUGAUAAACCUUUAUAAAUUGCUCGAAGAUUUUGAUUCACUGAUAGCAGCAUAUGAAAGAUUCCACCAACUGUACCCGUUGACUCCCACAUUGUGGCUUGAUUGGAUUAAAAUUGAAAUUUCCAUUGCAAAGCAUAAUAAUCAGCAUGAUCGCGUCUUCACAUUAUUCAACAAAGCAGUAGAGGAUUAUAUGUCUGUAGAUUUAUGGGUGGAAUUUGCACAGUGCUCUAUUGGUGUCACUGAUUUAGAAACUACAAGAUCAAUAUUGGAAAGAGGGCUGAACACAGUUGGACUAGAUGUAACAUCAGCAUCAUUACUUUGGGAUACCUUAAGGGAAUUUGAAUUUUGCCAGUUUGCUAUUUUACCUAAGGACACAGAGGCUUAUAACUUGCAAGUGAAAAAAUUAAAUGAUAUUUUUAAGAGACAGCUAGCAGUGCCAUUAUUAAACAUGGAAGAUACUUACAAGGAAUAUCAAGACUGGGUAACAACUUUGCCUGAAGGUUCAGUGGAUGUUAAAGCUGUUGAAUGGGGUUAUAAGAAAGCACUGAAAACUUUGGACAUAUAUAAACCAUUUGAAGAACAGUUGUUAGUAGCUAAAACUGAUGAUGAAUACUAUAAGAUAUAUAAAGAUUAUAUUAAGGCAGUGACUGAUCCUUCUACAAUAAUAUGUCUUUAUGAGAGAGCUGCAUUUAAACUGUGUUUAAACUCAAAUAUUUGGAUAGAUUAUUUAAACUUUUGCUUUAAAUUGGGGGAUGUGGCCUUCAAAGUUUGUGAAAGAGCAUUAAGAAAUUGUCCUUGGAGUGAAGAACUAUGGAUUUUUAAUUUAAGGAUUCAUGAGAACCUAAAUAAAAGUUAUGAGGAAAUGCUUGCUACGUUUGAAAAAGGAAUAGCUAGUAUUGCAACAACAGGACUGGAACUCUGGCUCAGUUAUUUGGAGUAUGCAUAUAGAAGUAAUCAACCAAUAGAAAAACUGGAUAAACUUUUUGAUCAAGCUAGACAUAAUUUCACAAUAGAAACUGACCCAUCAUUCAAAAUUAGCAAAUGGUGGGCAACUCUUUUGGCCAAAAGAGGCAAUAUGAUUCAAGCUAAGAAAAUAUGGAAGGAUAUUUUGUCAUUAAAUGAAAACAGAAAUAGUGCUACUGUAUGGAUGGAGUACAUCAACUUAGAAAAACAGUAUGGAGAAGCAAAUGAAAUUAGAUCCAUCUUCCAACGAGCAUUAUUUGCUUGUACAGAUUGGCCACAAUAUAUAGCAGACCAAUGGUUACAGCAUGAAAGAUGCGUCGGAUCUUUAACUGACGUCAUGAAAUGUAGUGACAAAUGUAAGGAAGCAAUUUACAAAUUUGAACAGAAAUAUAGCAAUUAUGAAUCAAAUGUGGGAGACUCAGAAACACCUAAACAAGACAUUAGAGGUAAGAAACGGAAGAUGGCACAGGGUGAUGUUAUUGAAAAAAAGAAAAUGAAGCCAGAGGCAGUACCAGAAGAAAAAGUUUUACCACAAGUAAAGAAGGUAGUUCCCCGAGAUCCAACAAAGACUGUUUUUGUGAGCAAUUUACAUCCUUCUGUGACAGAAGACAAUUUAAAGAAAAUGUUUCCUAAUGCUGUUCACAUAGAUAUUGCAUUAGACAAAAAAGGUAAUUCACGAUGCUUUGGGUAUGUACAUUUUUCAAUGGAAGAGGAGACAAUGACUGCCCUGGCGAGAGACAGAGAGCCUCUGGAUGGAAGACCUGUAUUCAUAUCCAACUGCAAGCCAGAUAAGAGUGAGAGGAAGAAAGUUUUCAACUAUGCAACAGUAGAAGAAACCAAAAAGCUUUUUGUGAGAGGUUUACCAAAACAUAAAACUCAACAAGAUGUCGAGGAAAUUUUCAAACCCCACGGGGCUAUUGCAGUGCGAUUAGUCUACCAGAAAAGCGGUCAAUCCAAAGGCUUAGCAUUUGUGGAGUUCGAAACUGACGAAGCUGCAUCGGAAUGUCUCAAAAAAACUGAUCAAAUGGUGAUUGAUGAUCACACAAUAAAUGUUGCAAUAAGCGCCCCGCCCCCCAAAGGGUCAGGUUCACAAUUAAAAGAAAGUACUGAACCAGCUAGGCAUUCCAGAAGCAAACUCCAAAUGCCUUUGAUGGUACCGAGAAGUUUGCAAGUUAAAAAUAAGGAAAGUGAACCUGCAGUUAAACCUAAAAGUAAUGCAGAUUUUAGAAAUUUGUUUUUGAAAAAAUAGUGUUUUAAAUAAAUGUUAUGAUCACUUAUUUAUUGAAUGUAAUUUUUGUUCUUAAAUAUAUAUAAUGUUUUAAUUCAUUUGA
Aethina tumida (small hive beetle) is the source of this 2528-nucleotide messenger RNA. RefSeq names its product squamous cell carcinoma antigen recognized by T-cells 3 (gene Rnp4F). Bases 65 to 2446 code for a protein of 793 amino acids. Lineage: Eukaryota; Metazoa; Arthropoda; Insecta; Coleoptera; Nitidulidae. The transcript is spliced from 5 exons. Gene Ontology annotation, biological process: RNA processing. Gene Ontology annotation, molecular function: protein binding; RNA binding. The record is from RefSeq and is a predicted model, not a curated record.